Messenger RNA from Lotus japonicus, 1221 nucleotides. Its product is annotated as pentatricopeptide repeat-containing protein At5g39710-like. The transcript has 2 exons. NCBI's taxonomy places the organism in Eukaryota, Viridiplantae, Streptophyta, Magnoliopsida, Fabales, Fabaceae. The record is from RefSeq and is a predicted model, not a curated record. Gene Ontology annotation, molecular function: protein binding. Bases 1 to 1221 code for a protein of 406 amino acids.
AUGAUUGAUUUUGAUUUGUUCUGCGACCGGUACCAGAGUGAGAAGGCUUAUAAGGUUUUGCGUGAAAUGAUUGAUAGAGGAUUUUCACCCUCAGUUGUUGAAUACAACAAGCUUAUUGAUUCAUACUGCAGUUGGGGGUAUUGCCAAACCCAGGACCUGGUGAAGGUGUUUGAAAUCAAGAAGGAGAUGCUUCAGAAGGGCUUCUUGCUUGAUGCUGACAACUAUUCGAUGCUUUUACACUCGCAGCCAACACUGUCAGAAGCUUUUGAUAUCUUCCAAGAGAUGCUUCGCGAGGGUGUGGAGCCAAUGGCGUAUGCUUAUGUUAAUUUGAUGGAUCCAUAUUUUAUACCUGGGUUUUACCGAAUCGGGGAGCUGAGGAAGGCGUAUGAUUUGAAGCUGGAGAUGGAUGAAAUGCUGCAGAGUGGUGACUUGGCUAUCCAGCCCCUGUCUGGAACCGCGUAUUGGUCACUUAUGGGCACAGAAGGCGGCCUGUUGGAUGAGGCUAAUUAUACUAGUGUGAUAAAUGCUUAUUGUGCUGAUGGUGAAGUGGUUAAGGCUAGGACAUUGCUUAAUGAAGUGUGUCAUUUUAUUGGAGUGCGAGAGUCUGUUAUCUAUGAUGUGCUUAUUAGUGGGCUUGAUAAGAAAGCUAGGACACGAGAAGCUAAGAAGAUGCUUCUGAGCUUGAUUUAUCAUUUGUGUACGACUAGUUGGCCAACUUUAACAUUUGAUACUCUGAUAGAGAACUGCAGUAAUAAUGAAUUUAUGAGUUUGGUAGAGCUUGUCAAAGGUUUCCGGAUUAGGGAUUUAGAGAACGAAGCAGCCAGUGUUUUAAACACAAUGCUUCAGGGGAAUUAUAAGCCAGAUGGAGCAGUUUAUAAUUUCUUAAUUGUUGAACAUUGUAGAUGUAAAAAUGUUGAUAAGGCAUAUGAUAUGUACAUGGAGAUGGUGCAGUGUGGUUUUGCACCUCAUAUGUUCUCUGUACUUGCUCUUAUUAAGACUCUAUAUUAUGGUAGAAGGUACAAUGAGAUGAGUUGGGUAAUUGAAAACACAUUGAGGAGCUGUAAUCUCAAUGAUUCUGAGCUACAUAAACUACUUAAUGAAAUUGGCGUCAGGAAAGGUGAAUUUAAAGAAGAUGCUCUUUUCAAUGUCCUUGCUGAAAUAGCCAUGGAUGGCCUGUUACUUAAUGGAGGAAAGUGUUCAUAUGCUCCAGCAAGUGCCUAA